Molecule: messenger RNA, 1279 nt
Organism: Rhea pennata
Lineage: Eukaryota; Metazoa; Chordata; Aves; Rheiformes; Rheidae
Gene: LPAR3
Product: lysophosphatidic acid receptor 3
Exons: 2
Coding region: 79-1164 (361 amino acids)
Biological process (GO): adenylate cyclase-activating G protein-coupled receptor signaling pathway; regulation of metabolic process
Cellular component (GO): cytoplasm; plasma membrane
Molecular function (GO): lysophosphatidic acid receptor activity
Source: RefSeq, a predicted model, not a curated record
UUUAAUCCUUCUUUGUUCUUUCCUUUCCCUCUCCCUCCCCCUUUGCCCCUUCCUAGGAUGCAGGGGCUUUAAUCCAGGAUGAACGAAUGCUACUAUGAUAGACGCAUGGACUUUUUCUAUAACAAGACGAACACUGACACAGUAGAUGAGUGGACAGGCCCAAAGCUUAUUGUUGUUUUGUGUUUUGGGACAUUUUUCUGCCUCUUCAUUUUUGUUUCAAAUUCAUUGGUCAUAGCAGCUGUGAUCAAAAACAAGAGGUUUCAUUUUCCUUUUUACUAUCUCCUGGCCAAUUUAGCUGCUGCAGACUUUUUUGCUGGAAUUGCCUAUGUCUUCUUGAUGUUCAACACUGGCCCAGUGUCUAAGACGUUAACUGUUAACCGCUGGUUUUUGCGUCAGGGUCUUCUGGAUACCAGCCUGACAGCUUCUCUGGUGAAUCUCCUUGUCAUAGCUGUGGAGCGGCACAUGUCAAUAAUGCGGAUGAAGAUCCACAGUAAUCUCACGAAGAAGAGAGUUACCUUUUUAAUUAUAUCAAUUUGGGCCCUUGCUAUUUUUAUGGGUGCUGUUCCUACCCUGGGUUGGAACUGCCUCUGUAACAUUACAGCCUGCUCAUCCCUGGCCCCUAUUUACAGCAGAAGUUACUUGGUGUUCUGGAGUGUCUUAAACCUUGUAGUUUUCUUCAUUAUGGUGGUGGUUUACAUAAGAAUCUACAUGUACGUCCAGAGGAAAACAAAUGUCUUAUCAUCGCACACUAGUGGAUCCAUUAGCCGUAGGAGGACCCCAAUGAAGCUUAUGAAGACAGUCAUGACUCUCUUAGGUGCCUUUGUUGUCUGCUGGACUCCUGGCCUGGUUGUUUUACUCCUUGACGGUCUGAAUUGCACCCACUGUGGGAUUCAGCACGUUAAAAGGUGGUUUCUUCUUCUGGCCUUGUUGAACUCUGUCAUGAAUCCAAUAAUUUAUUCAUACAAAGAUGAUGAGAUGUGGGGCACCAUGAGAAGAAUGAUUUGCUGCUCUUCUGACGAUAAGGGUCAGGACAGACGCUCGUCAUGGAUUCCCUCCACAGUGCUCUGCAAGAGCACAGAUACCACGGGGCAGUACGUUGAAGACGGCAUUAUUCAAGGGACUAUCUGCGGAAAAGGAGAUCUUGGUGACAAAGGAAACUCCUGAGCGACUCAAGGACUGACCUGGCUGAGAAAAGACGGGGGAAGGGAGAAGUUUCGUAAGAGGAGAUUGACUGGCAAAGCUACUGAACAAUGUAUCCACUUUGUUCCCAGAGCCCAAA